UAUUGCACUUCGUGUUUUUUGCGACUCGCAUUUGAGUCUCUUGUUUCUAAUCCUCAUCACGUACUUGAUUUUCCUCAAUUUUUAAUAGCCAGCGUGAAAUGUGAAGCACCCAUUAUAGCCACUGCUAUUGACCUCACACUUUCCCUCUUAUAUUAACAAAGCCUUUGGAUCACGCUGAGAGCUUGAUUGUAUAAAACUCGUUUUUCUUUCUCUAUCUUUUUCUAUUCCAUCGAAAAGUAAACCCUUUGAAAGGAUGAGAAUUUCCCUUUAUUUUUGUUAAUCUGCAAAGCGAGUAACUAGGAUCAAUUUCAAUUUUCUGCUUGAUGAAGGUAUGUUAUUUCGUUUGCGCGUCCUUUAUGGCUCAAAUAACUAGCUUCUACACUGAAUCUUUCUAUUUACCAAGGGUAUUAUUUCUUUUAUCAAUUACGACACUCCGCGUACCUCCCCGUGCCAAAACUUUCCAUAAAUUUACUUGUUCAGCUUGACUAUCCCAUGUUUAUUUAAAGGAGGCGUCACAUACUGGCUAAAUAGUGCUUUUGCUACUGUUUACGCUCACAGCUUUUCCUUGACUUAUGUCACUUUCGGAGCUGAAUUUGAUUGCAUCUGAGCUGAAUUUGAUUGCACGCUUGUCUCUUGUGCAGCGCCCGUUGUAUUUUGGCGGUAAAGUAGUUCAAGGCAAGCAUUUAAUGCUGUAAAGCUUGAUUUACAGAGCUAAUAUCCGCAUUACGUUGUGAAAUUUAUUCUACACUAUUGUACCUUCAAUCGCUUAUUUUGGCAAUUUUGAUUGAAAAAAGUACAUCCUUUUUUAGCGUUUUCAUAGCUUGUUUGCUUUUAGUAUAGGAGAUCUCAUCUGCAUCUACACUGUCCAUUUGGACCCCGAUUACUUUUCUUGUGUCCUUAUCAGCCGCCGAUACCCCAAGAAACCGUUAACACAACGUUUAAAGCAAAAUAUUACUUUUGUAUUGUGUAUUUUUCUAGUUCGGAAAUUCCCUAGUCAUAACUAAUUGUCUUUGCUGUGAAUGCGAAGCCCGAAAAUAAUGUUUAACAAAAAUAUCCGCUUGGAACAUUCGUGUCGUUUUGCAGUUUUCUCAGGAGCGACUGUAUUUGUUUUUGCUCUACAAAGGGAAAUUAUGUUUGUCAGUUUUCUUUAUUAAGAUGGUCACAUACUCCCAUUGUGAUUUUCAGUCCUAGGUAUAUUGGAUUUCCCUCGCACGCAAGUAGUCUGCAUUGAAUUACUUUAGCUAAUGUAAUUUGCCGUGUGAAUAAAAACAAUGAUGAUAAGUUCGUAUCCAUUUUGCGUCGACGACCUGACAGAUAAUGCACAUUCAAAGCAAAACGAGUUUUCUUCUAUAAUCUGUACUUCCCUGGUGGUGUAGCCAUCGGUUACGAUAUCAUUUCUCUUGAGCGUACCAGCCAAUCAGAAUGCGCGCUCUUAAAACCCACAGCUAUGACGUCAAUGGCGUGUGAUUGGUUGAAGCUCGCUUUGUUGCUUUUGCGCCAAUAUACAAGCAGCGCCCGUUGAAAUUAAAAUCAUUUAGGAUUAAUAUAUUUAUCGGAGCCUCGAAGUCGGUUUCAUGGAUAACAGCUCUAUAAUAACCAUCAAGCCCGUACGGUAGACUCAGAUCACUUCGACCCGCGAGCUUAAUGCAUCUAAGCCAAGACCCUUUGGUAAAGCACUCUUUGGCGCAAGAAAGGCGCAAUAUUGGACCAGGUGCGCUAUGAAAUCAGCACAACCAGGUAAUUCGUGAACAGCCUUUCAAAUUGAAGGGAAGUGCCGACACGUCGUUGAUAUAAAGAGUACCAGGUCAAGGCUUGUUGAGUCUUUUUCUCUCUCGUCAUGAAUGCGACUGUGAACUCUUCGGCUCAACUGCCGCCCUCUGGAGAAGCUGGGCUAUUUAAUCCAGCGUUCGACGGAGCGCUGAUAGUGCUUAGUAUGCUGAUCGUCGGCGUGAACUCUAUCGUGAUCUACCUUUUCUUCACGCGAGAGUACCUGCAAACUAAAACCAAUAGCCUCCUGGUCAGCCUUUCCAUCAGUGAUCUGAUGGUGGGGGUACUUGGCAUCCCUUUGAAUAUCAGCUGCAAUGCCCUGAUGUUACAAAGGAACAGUCAAGUAUGCGCCGCAGGUACUAUUUUAUACCGUCUGCAAGGAGUCUCCGAGAUGACCCAUAUUUUCGCCACCACACUUGAACGAUAUAUAUACGUUAUGUUUCCCAUGAAGUAUAUACACAUCGUGACCGCCGCAAGAGUGCUUUAUUUGGUGUCCGGAGUUUGGUUGAUAUCGCUUUUCGUCGCGCUCAUACCCCUUGCCUGGCAAAACCCCAACGAGUACUUCGUAGAAACGCCGUCUAAGAACCGCCUCCUGUACGCUGCAAUCUAUAACGUUUUCGGCGCCGUGUUCUUUUUUCUCCUUCCCUUGGUGAUCAUGAUGAUAAGCUAUGCUCGCAUGUUUGUGGUCGUCCAUCGGCAAAUCAAAGAAAUACGGAUGCAGAACUAUCCAAGAUCGUCAUCACAACGCCCGCCAGUCGCCACUGAAGCGCGCGCCAUCUCGAUCUUCGCGCUUAUGCUGUCUGUGUUCACCGUUUGCUGGUCCUCCUGGUACAUAAUGGCUAUAAUGUUUUACACCGGCCAUCACGCCAUGUUACCGUAUGAGCUCCUAGACGCUCUUGACUUUCUCCGUUUUGCUGUGGCGUUUGUUAACCCGAUACUGUACACGUUUUUGAAGCGCGAUUUUUCCCGCGCGCUUCGCUCGCUUGUGCGGCGCGAGGGGGUCCGGCCGGGAGAAUUCAUGUCGUCGACGAGAUUGCGCUCAAUGGCAUCUGCUUUGCAAACACGCACCUCGACAUCCUACGGCGAGGAAAAUCCAAUCUCUGGAAAUGGAAGCUCAACAUGAAUUAGACUAUCGCUUACACGCGUCAACAAAAUGUCACCACUGAUCUCAAGUGGUGAAACGUGCAGGAGUCCUAUUGACAAACAUUUCGCGGAGUUACAAUUUUCGCUAGCUGCUCUUUUGGCUCCGAAAUAUUCCUCAUUACGCUAUAAACAUCGAGGUAUUUGGUACAUUUGAGAUCUUUACCAUGAACAAUGCUAAGUGACAGGAACUUAUUUCCCAAAGAACAAGUGGAG
Nematostella vectensis (starlet sea anemone) is the source of this 3123-nucleotide messenger RNA. Its product is annotated as histamine H2 receptor. Gene Ontology annotation, molecular function: G protein-coupled receptor activity. Lineage: Eukaryota; Metazoa; Cnidaria; Anthozoa; Actiniaria; Edwardsiidae. The record is from RefSeq and is a predicted model, not a curated record. The transcript has a single exon. Bases 1838 to 2890 code for a protein of 350 amino acids. Gene Ontology annotation, cellular component: membrane. Gene Ontology annotation, biological process: G protein-coupled receptor signaling pathway.